AUGAGCUUUUUGAUUUUGAUUUUGGUUAUAAGUAGGCUUUGUAUUAAGGUUUUCGGAUUAUUUGAAUGUUAUUUUAAUUUGGAUGGAUUUGUAUUUAAUUUGACAGGAUUGGAUUAUACAUAUUAUGUAACGAAUUUUUAUAGAUUAGAAACAGAGCAAGUAAAUAUGACAUGGACUAUUAGUCUAUGUAAAGGAAUCAAUUCAGAGAUUUUUGGAGGAGGUGGUUAUUGUAAAAAAGAUUCUCGAAUAUGUAGUGUUAAAAAAGUUAUUUCUGGGGAAGAGGAAAGGGUAGAAGAAGUGAAAGGACUUUAUUUUGACUUUGAUAAUAAAUAUUUGACGGAUAGUGGAUUUGAAGUGAUAUUUCAUAAUAAUCGAGUUAGAAAAAGUAAUUUAUCAGCAAUUAUUCAUUUUAUUUGUGAUGAAGAAGAACAUAAUCCAAGAUUGAUUUUUUAUAAAUAUUCUAUGCUUUGGUUGGAAUGGAAGACAAAUUUUGCAUGCAAAAACAUAGAAACUGAGAAAAAAAGGAAUGAUGGAUCUAUUUUUUCUUUUUUUAUAUGGCUAAUGAUUAUUUUCUUUUUAAUUAUUUUAUCUCUUGUUCUUUUUCACCUAUAUUUCAAUUACAGAUAUUAUGGUUCCUUAGAAAUCGAUUUAUUUUCAUACAUAGAAAUGAUCAAAAAUAUGAAAUAUUUUCUUAAAGAUUUUACAUCAAAGGCAAUUGUUUAUAUUAAGAGUUUAGGAAAUUCAUUUCAAGGAGGUUAUACUCCUAUUUAA
Messenger RNA from Pneumocystis murina B123, 771 nucleotides. RefSeq lists its product as hypothetical. The record is from RefSeq and is a predicted model, not a curated record. NCBI's taxonomy places the organism in Eukaryota, Fungi, Ascomycota, Pneumocystomycetes, Pneumocystales, Pneumocystaceae. The transcript is spliced from 5 exons. Bases 1 to 771 code for a protein of 256 amino acids.